UGCCAUGAAACUUUCAAAAAGGAAAGGGAACGAAACAUUCAUCUUGUUUUGCCUACCCAUCACCAGCUUUCUUGAUUAUCCAUGAUGAAUACUCCCACCCUUUUCUCUCUCUAUAUACCCUCUUCUUCCCCACACAAACACAAAAAGAAACAACUGCUCCCCUGUCAUUUCGCUUCCAUAUCUCUCUGCAUCUCUGUUUCUUCAUUAUUGUUUCCUCAAGUUUGACUGAUCAUGGAGACUGUCGAGUUAAAAGUGGAGAUGGCUGGGAUAAACUGCGAGAGAAGAAUAAGGAAAUGUCUAUCCAAAAUAAAAGGGAUUGAAAGGGUUGAAGUGGAAUUGAGCACCCAAAAGGUAACAGUGAUGGGGUAUGCACACAGAAAUAAGAUCCUCAAAGCCCUAAGGAGAGGGGGUCUCAAAGCUGAUUUUUGGUGCACACAAAAUGAGAUACUUCUCAAUACAUAUGCUGGAGGGAGCUAUGGGAGCAUGAGACCAAAUACCUUCACCUUCUUCUAGUCAAGCUAUGCUUUUGUUAGUACUUCAUGGAGAGGGGAGAGCUUAAAUAUUUGAAACCUCCAUAUGACCAUGGUUCUUCUUUAAAACACACUUCUCCUUUCCUUUCCUUUUCUUUUCUUUUUUUUUUUUCUUUCUGUGUUUCUCAAGGGAGUA
Amborella trichopoda is the source of this 666-nucleotide messenger RNA. The record is from RefSeq and is a predicted model, not a curated record. Lineage: Eukaryota; Viridiplantae; Streptophyta; Magnoliopsida; Amborellales; Amborellaceae.